AUGAACAAUAUCUAUUAUGAAUUGUUUAAUCAAUUACGAUCAAUACUCAAACGUAUUGAUGAUCGAUUAUGGAAACUAUAUAUCGGUAUUGAAUUAUUACGGCCAAACAUACAGGAUUCUAAUCAAAACAUAAGACGUGCACAUUGUGUUAUGUUAAGAAAAUUGCAAACAAUUCGUUUGUCAUUGAUAAAAUCAAUGAUAAUCGAUAAUACAUGUUUGGUUGCUGAAAAGAAUGAUGAUGAUCAAGAUGAAGAUGCUUCUGGUGAUGGUGAUGAUGAUGUACCGAGACGGGGGAGACCAUUGGGGUCUCAAAAUAAAACAUAUGAAGUUAAUCAAGAACGAUUGAAUUCUUUACGACCUCGAAAUGUAAUUGGUGUCGUUGCAGCUGGUACUGAGCCACUAACGUUUGAUGAUGCUGUAGAUUCAGAGGAAUCUAUGAAGUGGUUUCAAGCUAUGACCAGUGAGAUGAAUUCAUUGAUUGAAAAUAAAACAUUCACAUUAGUUGAUCCACCGAAUAACAAUCCUGUUAUUACAUCAAAAUGGAUAUAUCGUAUCAAAAGCGAUGGGCGUUACAAAGCGCGUUUAGUCGCUCGUGGUUUUCAACAACAACAUAAUGUUGAUUAUUUUGAUACAUAUGCACCGGUUAAAUGUAGAUUUUUUUGUUUACUCAAUAAUAAUGUUGGUUUCGGCGGUAGUAGUGGUUCAACAACAACAACAACAACAACAUCAACACCACAAUAUCAUCAUACAGUUUAUUAUACAACAUCGGUACCAUUGAUUACAAUCAAUCGUUCGAAUCAAGUUUUUUAUCGUUUUGUUUGCAAUCUUGCAUUAGCCGAUCUAUUGGUUGUAUUAUUCUGUUUGAUACCGACAUUAAUUGGUAACAUCUAUUUACCCUGGGUACUAGGACGAUCAGUAUGUAAAGCUGUACCAUAUUUACAAGGUGUAUCAGUGAAUGCUUCGGUCUAUACAUUGGUUGCAAUUUCAAUUGAUCGAUUCUAUGCAAUUUAUUAUCCAUUGAGUAAAAAAUGUUCUACCCGUAUGUGUUGGACAACCAUUAUAUUGAUUUGGCUAUUUAGUAUGAUUAUAUCAUUUCCAUGGCUUGUUUAUUUCGAUGUUUUCAAUAUUGAUGUUGGUAAUGAUUUUCCAACUACUACUACUACUACUACUACCACAACUACUGCUACUACUGCUAAUAGCACGAUUGCCGCUGCUGCCGCAUAUAUAUCAAUUGCAGCAUCAAAUUUAUCAACAAUAAAAACAAACGUAACCGCAACAGCGGCAACGACAACAGCAACAACAACAACAACAACAACAACAACAACAUUAUUAUCAGAUUCAGCCAUUGAUAUAAUGAUUUCAACAUUUGAUACAUCUGGAUCUGAAUUUUUAAAUCAUCAUCAACAUCAACAUCAACAUCAACAUCAUCAUCAAAUGAUAAUGGAUAAAUGA
This is a messenger RNA of Dermatophagoides farinae (American house dust mite), 1452 nucleotides long. NCBI's taxonomy places the organism in Eukaryota, Metazoa, Arthropoda, Arachnida, Sarcoptiformes, Pyroglyphidae. The record is from RefSeq and is a predicted model, not a curated record.